AAGGAGGAGAGAGAAAGCAAAUGAUGCGAAUGUAUACUGUUGUUCCUUUUCUUCAUUUUUUCCCCUUUCGUUUUAUUUUUCUUUGAUGGCGAUGGAAUCUACAGACGAAGAGACUCAACAGUACACUCUCUGCAAGCACAAAACCCUCUGAUUAUCUAUUGAUAUUUCCUCUUUCUUCUCUCUUUCAUUCCAACCCUUGGUGAUCUGUAAGUUUAUUUUUUCAUUUAUUAUUCACAUUCAAAUCAAUCCAUCCAUUAGAGUAUUUCGUCGUCUUCUUCUUCUUCCCAUAACUAGGGUUUAUCUAUUGAUUUUUCGAGAAUUUCUGAUUCUAUUUGUUUGUUGACUCGAUAUUUUGGAUCUAGCACCUAGGGAUUUGUAUAUUUUUCAAGUUUAGAAAGGGUUUAAAAAGUUAGGGUUUGAAGUGGACGACUAUAUUCAUCGACUUCAGGUAGCUGGAAUUGUAACUGCAGCGUUAUUGAGUACACGUAGUUGAAAAUGGGUGAAAAUUUAGAUGUCAUUUUGGAUUUCCUGCGAAGAAAUCGAUAUACUAGGGCUGAAGCUGCUUUGCUCGGGGAACUUACAAACCGUAGUGAUUCUAAAGGAUCCCUUCACAACCCUAACUCAGAGGAAAGAAACUCUGCUGCUUAUCCAUUGGACGAAGACAAGGAGGAAAAGAGAGUGAUGAAAAGAACUGGUUCUCGAAAUAAUAACGAAGUUUCUAAAGAACUGAUUAUUAAGGAGAUAGAGUACGGUGGAGGAGCUAGUAAAAAUGGUUCUGAAAGUAAAUGGAAAACUACUUUUGCUGGGGAAAGAAAUAAACCUAACGAAUCAAUUGAGAAAAGUUUACAAGGUUCUGAAGGCACUUCAGAAGAUCUAUACUCCUGGAAACUAAGUCCCACUAAUGGUCCCAUUGAUCUGCUUCAGAAGGAUAGUGUCAAUACCGUGAAUAAGUUUUCAGAGCUCCAAAUAACUGAACAAUCCAAAUACUUGGCAGUAAUUGAUAGUCAGUCAAGUGACCAGAAAGUAUUGUGGCAAGGUAGCUCAAGCAAACCUGAUCUUGAAUUGAAGCGUGAACAGAAUAAAGGUAGUAAUCGUAAGAAAGUCGACCAAGGAUCUAAGACUGAUAAUUUAACAGAAAACCCAUGGUCAAAAACUGACGAAACUACAAAGUCUUCUUCGGAUCAGUGGAAGGAGUGUUCUGUCAAGACUGUUUUUCCCUUUCCCAAGGGAGAUUCUUUGCCAAAUUAUGAUACUAUUGUUAGUUCUGGCGAUAUUAGGAAGGAAGGGAAGAGGAAAUUGGAAAACAAUGAUAUUAGAAUGGCAAUCAAGGAGGAGGUGGAUGAAAUCGGAAGAUCGCUGUUCUUCAGAAAUACUCAAGGAGGUUUGGAAGAUAAAAGUAUUGGCACCUUAGAUUUAACACUUAUGACCGAGCAUCACAAGGAAGAGUUGCCGAGGUUGCCACCUGUUAAACUGAAGUCCGAAGAUAAGCCAGUAAAUGUACAUUGGGAAGAAAAAUUUGAUCGACAACCGAAGUUCAGCAGUGCAGACAAUACCUUUAUGAUUGGGUCUUUUCUGGAUGUUCCAGUUGGGCAAGAAAUUAACUCUUCAGGUGGAAAGAGAACUGUUGGGACCAGCUGGUUGUCUGUUAGUCAGGGCAUUGCUGAGGAUACUUCUGAUUUGGUUUCCGGUUUCGCAACUGUUGGUGAUGGGUUGAGUGAUAUGAUCGACUAUCCCAAUGAAUAUUGGGACUCUGAUGAAUACGACGAUGAUGAAGACGUUGGGUACAUGAGACAGCCUAUUGAGGAUGAAACCUGGUUUCUGGCUCAUGAGAUUGAUUAUCCGAGUGACAAUGAAAAGGGAAUUGGGCAUGGCAGCAUUCCAGAUCCACAAGAACUUCGUCCAAGCAAAGAGGAGGACGAUGACCAAUCAUUUGCUGAGGAAGAUUCUUACUUUUCUGGCGAGCAAUAUUUCCAAGCAAAAAAUAUUGAGCAGGUUGCUGCUCCAAAUGAUCCCAUGGGAAAUUCCAUGGCUAAAACAUAUAGAAGGAAUAAUGAACAUGAUUUAAUAGCUCACUAUGAUGGUCAACUUAUGGAUGAAGAAGAACUGAAUUUGAUGAGGGCAGAACCUGUUUGGCAGGGAUUUGUUACUCAAACUAAUGAACUUGUCAUUUUGGGGAAUGGGAGAGGUCGGGAUGAGUGUGAAAGGCCUGGGCCUGAUGACCUUUGUAUUGAGGAAGAUCAGCAUGGCUCAGUUAGGUCAAUUGGUGUGGGGAUCAGUAGUGAUGUUGCUGAUAUUGGCAGUGAAGUACGUGAAAGUUUGGUUGGAGAAAGCAGUGAAGGCGACCUGGAAUAUUUUCAUGAGCAUGAUAUUGGUAUCAGUGGAUCUAGGCAAUAUCAGCCAGACACAGAAAAAAAGUAUCUUGAUAGAUCAAAAAGAGAUAAAGGGAAGACAGCUAAAGAAAAUUCUUAUAAAUAUAUUACGGGACAUGAAAAGGGCAGUCAUACAUUUGGAACAAAUACUGAAGGUGGGUUUUCUUUUCCACCACCAUUGAGAUCUGGAGAUUUGUUACAGGGAGAGCUCACUAAAUCUCCUUGGUCAAACAAGUGUAAAAUGGUUUGUAGAAAUAAAACAAAUGAUUGUGAUAAUGGUUUGAUUGCAGCAACUGAUGAUGUGCUUCCCACGUGGAGGCGCAAGAGCACCACCUCUUCACCUGUCAAAAGCCUGGGGGAUGAAAAUAAUAAUGACGUACUAUCAAGAAACUCCACUGAUUCUACAGUGUCGAAUGAUGUUGAAAGAGAGCAUAUGAUCAAAGGUGAAGAUGAAGCUAGAGAAGAGGAUCCAGGGACUACUUUGGAAGAUGAAGAAGCAGCAGCUGUGCAAGAGCAAGUUAGACAGAUAAAAGCUCAGGAGGAGGAAUUCGAAACCUUCAAUCUCAAGGUCGUGCAUAGGAAAAACAGAACUGGGUUCGAGGAGGAUAAAAAUUUCCAUGUUGUUCUAAACUCAGUUAUUGCUGGGCGUUACCAUGUUACGGAAUAUCUUGGAUCGGCUGCUUUUAGCAAAGCUAUUCAAGCACAUGAUUUGCACACAGGCAUGGAUGUUUGUGUGAAAAUUAUAAAGAACAACAAAGAUUUUUUCGAUCAGAGCCUUGAUGAAAUAAAGCUUCUCAAGUUUGUCAACAAGAAUGAUCCUGGUGACAAGUACCAUCUUCUCCGUUUGUAUGAUUACUUCUAUUAUCGGGAGCAUCUAUUGAUUGUAUGUGAACUUCUCAAGGCCAAUUUGUAUGAGUUUCACAAGUUCAAUAGAGAAUCUGGAGGAGAGGUUUACUUCACUAUGCCUAGGUUACAGUCAAUUACGAUUCAGUGUUUGGAGGCACUUCAAUUUUUGCACGGCCUUGGACUUAUUCAUUGUGAUUUGAAGCCUGAAAAUAUAUUGGUGAAGAGCUACAGUAGGUGCGAGAUAAAGGUCAUCGAUUUGGGAAGUAGUUGCUUCCAAACCGAUCAUCUUUGCUCGUAUGUGCAGUCUAGGUCUUACCGUGCACCAGAGGUUAUCAUGGGACUUCCGUAUGAUAAAAAAAUCGAUAUCUGGUCUCUUGGCUGUAUCUUGGCAGAACUGUGUACUGGAAAUGUUCUUUUUCAAAAUGAUUCUCCUGCAACACUACUUGCACGUGUGAUUGGAAUAAUAGGUCCCAUUGAACAAGGCAUGCUUGCCAAGGGACGGGAUACAUACAAAUAUUUCACGAAAAAUCAUAUGCUUUAUGAACGGAAUCAGGAAACCAACAGGUUAGAAUAUCUGAUACCUAAAAAAUCAUCUCUGCGGCAUCGGUUGCCAAUGGGUGAUCAAGGUUUCAUAGAUUUUGUUGCUCAUCUCCUUGAAGUAAACCCAAAGAAGCGGCCAACUGCCUCCGAAGCUCUGAAGCAUCCAUGGCUCUCCUAUCCGUACGAACCCAUCUCAUCUUGAAUGGCCAUAAGCGAUCCUAGUGAAGGAAUUGACAUUUUACAGUGUGCCCUAGAAUGGGUAGGAUUGGGUGUUUUGACGAGGAUUCAAAAUUGGCGGUCAUGGAUGAUCAUUAGUAAAGCAACAAAAGAAGUUGGGGAACGAGUCUGCAUUCUCAAACGUUUAACUUGUCAAAUGGGAAGGUGUAUUUACUUCUGUUGAUGGUCUUGAUAUCCCUCUAUCCUGCACCCAAAUUACCAAGCUGUAACUUAUUUCACCUCUAAGCUGUAACUUCAUAAUGUUUUUCUCGGAUGCACAGGAGCCUUUUACAGUUUUAUGGUUUGCCUGAUGCUUGUCCUGGUGAGGUAGGGAUUAUUAAUCCUGUUGUAUAUUUGAUUGUGAUUAUUAAGUAGGCACCUUGCAAUUCCUUGCUUAUCGAAACUUUUGGUUGGUUUUAGACAAUUGAAACUUUCGAUUUUUUGAGCAAGGAUUUGACUGUAGUCUGUAGGGAUAAAACAGUUCAUUUGUGACCUUCAUGUAUUUUUGUAUUUUACAGGGUAAUGCUGCCAUUUUAUCUUUUUCAGGA
Messenger RNA from Papaver somniferum (opium poppy), 4519 nucleotides. RefSeq lists its product as uncharacterized. Gene Ontology annotation, molecular function: protein serine/threonine kinase activity; ATP binding; protein tyrosine kinase activity. The transcript is spliced from 7 exons. Gene Ontology annotation, biological process: peptidyl-serine phosphorylation; peptidyl-threonine phosphorylation. The record is from RefSeq and is a predicted model, not a curated record. Gene Ontology annotation, cellular component: cytoplasm. Bases 496 to 3957 code for a protein of 1153 amino acids. NCBI's taxonomy places the organism in Eukaryota, Viridiplantae, Streptophyta, Magnoliopsida, Ranunculales, Papaveraceae.